UUGAAGACUAGCGAAGAAAAUGAUGGAGAAUACAAGUGGAUAUCAGCGCUCCGUAGAAGUUUUCUUCUUUUUCAGAAGUGAAGUCCCAGCGUGGUACCAACAUUUUACGCACGCGAUUUGUAACUUCGCUUAGAGAGAAAACUAUGGCAUGUCUCCUGUGGUGAACUGGAGAUGAUCGGGAUGCCAUCUCGGAUGGAGAAGUUGGAUAUUGUUCAAGAUGAAUUUUGAUACGGAUGAUCUCUUGGACAUUUGGAACAAUGGUUCCACGGACCUUCCGAAAGUGUUACAAAUGUCCGAGGCUAAUGUUUCCAACUUAAAUAGCACAAAUGUGACUGAGACACAAGAUUCGAACCGCAUUGCCCUGUCCAGAGCAGUGCCAUUGGCAAUGGUCCUCGGCGCUUUCAUAGUGUUUGCUAUAGUUGGGAAUAUCCUUGUUAUUCUGUCUGUCGUCUGCAACAGACACCUGCGCAUCCCAACAAACUAUUUCAUCAUAAAUUUAGCCAUUGCUGACCUGUUGCUUGGCACCACCGUCCUGCCCGUUUCCGCCACGUUGGAGAUUCUGAACUACUGGGUUUUCGGGAGAAUAUUUUGUGAUAUUUGGGCCGCAGUGGAUGUGUUAUGUUGCACCGCAUCCAUCAUGAGUCUGUGCGUAAUAUCUAUUGACCGGUACAUUGGAGUGCGUUACCCACUGCAAUAUCCGAGCAUUGUUACCGAGAAACGGGCUAUUCUUGCUAUGUUGGGUGUAUGGGCUCUUGCUAUCGUAAUAUCUAUUGGACCCUUGCUGGGGUGGAAGCAACCACCGUCGGAAGAUGACACUGAGUGCCCCAUUACCGAAGAGCCCUUUUACGCGCUCUUCUCCUCUUUGGGUUCAUUUUACAUCCCAUUGGCCGUCAUCCUGGCCAUGUAUACCCGCGUGUAUAUCGUUGCUAAAAGGACAACUAAAAACUUGGAGGCCGGCGUGAUGAAAGAGCGCAUGAAUGACUCGAAUCAUGAACUGACGCUUCGGAUCCACUACAAAGGCUCGGGGACGCAGGAGGACUGCAGCGGGACUAAGGGCAAUAGCAGGAGUUCACUAACUGUCAAGCUACUAAAGUUCUCCCGGGAGAAAAAAGCUGCUAAAACACUCGGAGUCGUAGUGGGCAUGUUCAUUUUAUGUUGGCUGCCAUUUUUCCUCGCAUUACCCAUUGGCUCGUUCAACGCCAGCUUGCGUCCGCCGGAGACCUUCUUCAAAGUGAUCUUCUGGCUGGGCUACUUCAACAGCUGCCUCAACCCCAUCAUUUACCCAUGCUAUAGCCGCGAGUUCAAGACGGCCUUCAUCCGCAUCCUGCGCUGCCAGUGCCAUGCCAAGCGCCACCCGGGCCUUCGAGCCUACAACUACCGCUCCAACCUGAGCUCCACCAACAACCACCACGCCUACCUGGACAUCAACUCCUGCUUUAAUGGCAGCCAGCAGACCUUGGCCUCCAUCCAUCCCAGCCCCUCCUGCAUAAGCAAAGCCACCAAGGACAAGGGCAAGGCUGCUGCUGCUGGUGCCACUGGGUCCAAGUCCGGGUUGGCGUUGGGCUUGGGGUCGGGGUCAGAGUUGGGACAGCUGCCUGGGUGGGGGCCGAGCUCGUCGUCAUCCUCCUCCUCCAUGUCCGGGAGCCCGUUUCCAGGUGACGUCCAGUUGGGGGUUGGCUCAGCGGCCGUCUGCCUGGAGAAGAGCAAACUGGGCAGAGUGGCGCUGAUGUUCCCUGGAGAGAAGAAGAAAAAGAACAAGAAGUCUCUGUCUCCUAGCGACCAGAACUGUAACACAGAGAUAGAGGGCGUACUGAGGAAAAAGGAUAUGCCUUAAAAACACAAAGUCAAUUCAACACGUGUCAUCUUGAUUACAUGCAUGACAGACAUGAUGAUAAUAAUAAUAAUAAUAACUAUGAAGAAAAAUAGUAUAGGCAUAGACGUUACCACUUAUGGUCUUAUAUUGCCCAUGACAGUUUAUUUCUGUGGAUAUGAUGGAAAGCGAAGGAAUGGUUUUCAUCUCAGCUUGGAGACGCUUUCCCUACAGGUUUGAAACAGUUACAAAUAAUCAAA
Molecule: messenger RNA, 2070 nt
Organism: Engraulis encrasicolus (European anchovy)
Lineage: Eukaryota; Metazoa; Chordata; Actinopteri; Clupeiformes; Engraulidae
Gene: adra1ba
Product: adrenoceptor alpha 1Ba
Exons: 2
Coding region: 218-1834 (538 amino acids)
Biological process (GO): positive regulation of heart rate by epinephrine-norepinephrine; positive regulation of MAPK cascade; adenylate cyclase-activating adrenergic receptor signaling pathway
Cellular component (GO): plasma membrane
Molecular function (GO): alpha1-adrenergic receptor activity
Source: RefSeq, a predicted model, not a curated record